AUGAAAUUCCUUCUUCUGAUUUUGACCGUUACCCUGCUCCUGGCCCAGGUCACCCCAGCCAUGAAGUGUUGGAGUAAGCUGGGAAGCUGCAGAACAAAGUGUGAAGAGAAUGAACUGUUCUAUAUAUUAUGCAGGGAUGAGACUAUGUGCUGUGUAGAUCCCAAGUACGUACCUGAGAAAAACGGUAAAUCCUCAAAUGCAUCUGGAAGAUUGGCAUAA
Vicugna pacos (alpaca) is the source of this 219-nucleotide messenger RNA. NCBI's taxonomy places the organism in Eukaryota, Metazoa, Chordata, Mammalia, Artiodactyla, Camelidae. The record is from RefSeq and is a predicted model, not a curated record.